AUGAUACCUUUCUUGUUGCGGCUUCAGUUGUAUGCCAGUCAGCGUCACGUCCGUGCACGGUGUGUGGUCGCUGCAAGCAAAGUGCACAGGCUUGACCGUGUAGGUCCCGCGUAUGUCGACAUAGUUGAUUCCCGACAGAGCCACAGCCGACGUUUGGUUCUUGCACGCGGUCUUGUCGCAGUAAUACUGGUCGAUGACUAUAGGGAGUACCUGCCAUGUUUUUAUUCGGACCCCAUUCAUGGUAUUGUGCAUGAUAAUGUCACGGACGGUAAUGUUAGAAACGCAGGCUUUGGUGUUGUCUUUUCCAAGUCCACCUAUGCUGAUGCCGUGGCCGGGCCCACAGUUGACAUUGUGUAUUUAAACUCACCACAAGCAAUAUUAGAGCUGCGAAUGAGCACAUCUUUUGAGUUUUGGAGGUGA
This is a messenger RNA of Striga asiatica, 420 nucleotides long. Lineage: Eukaryota; Viridiplantae; Streptophyta; Magnoliopsida; Lamiales; Orobanchaceae. The record is from the annotation of a GenBank genome assembly.